GCGGGGGAGGAGCUGGAGACCCGGGACCAGCGGCUCUGGCGGUCGUGGCGGUCGGGGGUCUGAGAGCUCUGUUCCUCCCGAGAGCGUGCGGGUGCCUGGACUGGUCUACACCUGACAGUCACUGGAAUGCAACUCCAGGCCUUAGAAGAAAGUGAAACUAACUCUAAAGGCCCCUUGUUCUUUCUGUUACCUGCCUGCUGAAGUGAAAAUAAAUCUCCCUGCUCCUUUAUUCUGAACUCUUUUGACUUUCCCAUCUCCCAAGUGUGUGCAGGGAGCAGGAGCCUUUCCACUUGAGCCCCAGCUGUCUUGGAAACCCUCCUAAGUCAGAGCAAUGGGUCAGGAAUCUAGCAAGCCUGUAUGGCCCAAGCCAGCAGGAGGGUAUCAGUCCAAUACAGGCAGGAGGUAUGGAAGGAGGCAUGCUUAUGUCAGUUUCAGGCCAUCCACGAGCCAGCAGGAAAGAAUUUCCAGCCAGAGAAAGACGACAUCUGAAGUCCCAAUGCACAGAUCAGCCCCCGGUCAAACCACCAAGAGGAGUCGAUCGCCAUUUUCCACCACUCGUCGUAGUUGGGUCGACAGUGAGAGCUCGGGGACCAGCCUGAAUGUUGAUAAUGAGGACUACUCCAGGUACCUGCCACGAGAGUAUAGGGCUUCGGGUAGCAGAAGAGGAAUGGCUUAUGGACAUGUUGACUCUUUCGGGGCAGAUGAUAGUGAGGAGGAGGGGGCUGGGCCUGUUGAGCGAGCGCCAGUGAGAGGGAAAACUGGCAAGUUUAAAGAUGAUAAGCUGUAUGACCCAGAGAAAGGGGCGAGGUCUCUGGCUGGGGUGCCCCCACAGUUCUCUAGUUUUAACCGUGAUGUGAGAGAGGAGCUUGACAAGUUAGACCCAGCCCCUGCAGCAAGAUGCUCUGCUAACAGAGCUGAGUUUCUGCAGCAAAAUAGCAUGGCCUCUCAGAUAUCUGCUGCUGAAGGCAAGUUGGCUACAAGUGGCGACAGCCUGGAGAGGGAGAGGCGGGAGCAGAAUUUACCUGCGCGUCCUAGCAGGGCUCCUGUAAGUAUUUGUGGUGGUGGGGAAAACACCCCAAAGAGUGCAGAGGAACCAGUGGUGAGACCCAAAAUCAGAAAUCUGGCAAGUCCAAACUGCGUGAAACCAAAAGUAUUUUUUGAUACUGAUGAUGAUGAUGAUAUGCCACAUAGUACUUCCAGGUGGAGGGACACUGCCAACAACGACGACAGCCAUUCGGAUAGCCUAGCCAGAAGAGGCAGAGGCGACAGUUCAAGUGGCUACUCUGAGCCGAAAUACUCUGAAGACAAGAGGGAAGUCAGGAAUGACCAGGUGAAGCCAGAAAAAGUGCCGAGACAGCGACGAACCAUGGCUGACCCUGACUUCUGGACGUACAGCGAUGAUUACUACAAAUAUUUUGAUGAAGACUCUGACAGUGACAAAGAGUGGACUGCUGCUCUGCGUCGGAAAUAUCGAGGUCGGGAGCAAAAUCUGUCAUCCAGUGGUGAAAGCUGGGAGACUCUGCCGGGGAGAGAAGAGCAUGAACCUGAGCAAGCCAGAGUGAGUACCAGUGCCGGCGCCAGCCCCAGCGCUAGUGCUAGUGCUGGCAUCAGUGGGAGCAAUGAACUUGAAGAAGUUCGAGGACCAUCUCUUCAGGAAGAGGAGCGGGCAUCGCCGGAGGAAGGAGAAGUUCCUUGGCUCCAAUACAAUGAAAAUGAGAGUAGCAGUGAGGGGGAUAAUGAUUCUGGUCGGGAGUUUCUGCAGCCUGGAGUGUUCAUGCUGGAUGGAAACAACAACCUUGAAGAUGACUCCAGUGUGAGUGAAGACCUAGAAGUGGAUUGGAGCCUCUUUGAUGGGUUUGCAGAUGGGUUGGGGGUGGCUGAAGCCAUUUCCUACGUGGAUCCUCAGUUCCUUACGUACAUGGCACUUGAAGAACGCCUGGCCCAGGCAAUGGAAACAGCCCUUGCGCACUUGGAGUCCCUUGCGGUGGACGUGGAGGUGGCCAAUCCGCCGGCAAGCAAGGAGAGCAUUGACAGUCUUCCUGAGAUCCUGGUCACUGAAGAUCACAGCGCGGUGGGGCAGGAAAUGUGUUGCCCUAUCUGUUGUAGUGAAUAUGUGAAGGGGGAGGUGGCAACCGAGCUGCCAUGCCACCACUAUUUCCACAAGCCGUGCGUGUCCAUCUGGCUUCAGAAGUCAGGCACCUGCCCCGUGUGCCGCUGCAUGUUCCCUCCCCCACUCUAAGACCAAGGCUCUUUACUCCUGGUCUGAUGAUUUUCCCCAACUGAAACCCACAAUACUGCAGGAGCCCUCUUGAAAUUAACAAUUGAAAUGAAACCAAUCAUUGAUUAACCUACACCUGUCCAUUCCUUGUGGUUAUUUCCAAUGUGAAAAUGGUUGUGUACGAUUGCAUUAAAAUUCAUAUUGUCUGUUAGAGGUUAGAAAGGAAAAACUAAACUUUCUAAAUGCUACUUGAGAUUGCAGGAAGAACAUACUUUUUCUAGCCUGAAAGUUGAAAUAAAUUGCAUUUGUUUUCUUCAGUAGAAUGUGUUGCUGUUAAUUGUAACGUCAAGUUUAUCUGUGAAAUAUGUCCAAAAGGCAUCAUCAUUUCUGUUGCAUGUUAUGGGUUAAUGUUCCUGUAAUUGCAGUGCCGUAAAAACUUAUUAAAGUUCUUCUUUUGGUUUUACAUGGUA
Molecule: messenger RNA, 2688 nt
Organism: Equus quagga
Lineage: Eukaryota; Metazoa; Chordata; Mammalia; Perissodactyla; Equidae
Gene: PJA1
Product: praja ring finger ubiquitin ligase 1
Exons: 2
Coding region: 332-2239 (635 amino acids)
Source: RefSeq, a predicted model, not a curated record